Messenger RNA from Cannabis sativa, 2054 nucleotides. RefSeq names its product serine/threonine-protein kinase WAG1. The coding region runs from base 359 to 1822 and encodes 487 amino acids. The transcript has a single exon. Gene Ontology annotation, molecular function: protein serine/threonine kinase activity; ATP binding. The record is from RefSeq and is a predicted model, not a curated record. Lineage: Eukaryota; Viridiplantae; Streptophyta; Magnoliopsida; Rosales; Cannabaceae. Gene Ontology annotation, biological process: protein phosphorylation. Gene Ontology annotation, cellular component: cytoplasm; plasma membrane; nucleus.
AAAUUAUAAUGAUAAUUUAUCCUACACCAGAAACAAUUUUUUUUAGAGACAAAAAUAAUACUCACCCUUCUAAUAUCUCUCUAUAUUAUUGACUUAAUAAUUUAACUCAUCCAAAAUUCCAAAACUGGUCAACUCAACAACAUACUACGCUACGCGCCCCCAUCCCAUCCUCUCUCUCUAAACAGUUGGGUCAACCAAACAGCUUUAAUUAAUUUACUGGGUCCCACCCUUGUCUUUGUACUUUCUCUCUCUUCUUCACCAAUCUUUAUAAGCCAUCUUAAUCUUCGAAUAGAAAGAAAAAAGAAAGAAAAAACUUCUCUCAUUGAAUUUACAUUAUCUUCAAACAUAUAUACAUGCAAUGCAGUCACCGGUAUCAGCUGCCAUGGACGAAGAAUCAGCUCUGUUUUUCCCAUCAGAAUCAGAUCUCGACUUCAGUUUCACCAGCUUUACCACUGCUACGUCAUCCUCAACCACAGCUCGCACCAGCUUGGCUCGCAGCAGCCUCACCCUCAGCUUCAACGAUCGCCUUUCCACCACUCAAGAGAGCACAAAUACGACGCCGCUUUGUUCCCGUCCCCACCGUGCCAGGGACCCACACUGGUCCGCCAUUAAGACCGCUCUCAACCUCUCCUCCGAUGGCGCUCUUCACCUCCGCCAACUCAAGCUCCUUCGUCAUCUCGGCACAGGAAAUCUUGGAAGAGUCUUUCUCUGCCGUCUCAGGGAUUCCGAUCAAGUUAAUAACAGCUGUUACGCACUCAAGGUCGUUGAUAAGGAUUCUCUGAGUCCCAAGAAACUCUCUCACGUGCAAACCGAGGCUGACAUCCUAUCCUUGCUCGACCACCCUUUUCUACCUACGCUUUACGCGCACAUUGAGGUCUCCCACUACACGUGUCUUCUAAUUGACUACUGCUCCGGCGGUGACCUCCACUCGCUCCUGAGAAAACAGCCUGGUAAUCGUUUAUCGGUUAAAGCGGUUAAGUUCUUCGCAGCCGAAGUCUUGGUGGCUCUAGAGUACUUGCACGCGCUGGGAAUCGUGUACCGGGAUCUGAAACCGGAGAACAUUCUGUUAAGAGACGACGGCCAUAUCAUGCUGUCCGACUUCGAUUUGUGCUUCAAGGCUGACGUGGUCCCCACUCUAAUCGAAACGCGCACCACCCGACGCGUGGCUUCCACGUCCGGGACUCAGUGCAGUUGCUUCGGCUGGGAAAAUCUUAGCAGCAGUAGUAAUAGUGAUGGGGUAGAAUCGGAGGGUGAGGAGACGGUGACGGAGUUUGUUGCUGAGCCAACGGCGGCGUUUUCUAAAUCAUGCGUUGGGACCCACGAGUACCUCGCUCCAGAAUUAGUAUCGGGAAUGGGACACGGAAACGGAGUGGAUUGGUGGGCCUUCGGGGUGUUGUUGUAUGAGCUUAUGUACGGAACGACACCGUUUAAAGGAGGGAGUAAGGAGAGCACACUGCGCAAUAUAGCGUCCAGUAGGCAGGUGAGGUUUCCGGAUUUUGAGGAAGAAGGAAUGAAUGAGGCGAGGGAAUUGAUUCAGAAGCUGUUGGUGAAGGACCCGCGUAGGAGGCUAGGGUGCGCCAGGGGGGCCACGGACAUUAAACGACACCCGUUUUUCGAUGGGGUAAAGUGGGCUUUGAUUAGAAACUACAAACCCCCCGCGGAGGUGAGAGUCUUGGAGAAGAAGACGAAAUCGAAGACGCACGUGAGUCACGUGACGAGGGGAUCACUGUCACACUCUCAUCCCCAUAGGAGACGCCGAUUCUCUAGGUGGUGGAAGGGACUCGGUUUCAACAAGAAGAAGAAAAUCGGUGGUUUGUUAUAGCUGUAAAUUUAUUUAUUUAUUUAUUUUAAAAAAAGGAUAAUGAAAAUAAUUUUCAAGAGUUUUCACAGAGGCACAUUAUUAUAUUAUUAUUAUUAUAAUUAUGAUGAUGGACAGUUUAAACUGAAAAAGAAAAAAAAAAGUUGGGCAGAAAAAAUAUAUUAGGAGACGGCAUAUUUAAGAUGUGUUCGUUGUAAUUUUGGAGACAUUAAUUAAUUAUUGGAGAGUUCUUACA